AUGAAAAUACGAGAACCAGUGGAGGAGCCAGAAAGAGUUGAAGAGAAUCAAUCGAAUAUUUUAAGCAUCGAAGGAAUACUGAUGUACCGGUCAUUUGAUGAACUUGAGAAGGAGCUUACUUUUGAUGUCUACGAUGGAGCAGAGAUUGAAGGGAAAAUAAUUUACGACGAGGCUGGUAACAAAGUGACAGAAGAAAAAAAAAAUACUUUGAUGGACUUAGCGCUACAGCCACCCUCUAUCAGCCAUGCCUGGGGGUCGAUGCGCCUCAGUACUUGCAAUAUCCUAGGCUCUUAUUGGGUUUCGGUGGAAAAAAAAAUACUGGUAUUAUGUUAGCACGAAAUUAUGGUAAUUUCACUGAGGGGUCGCCCUGCGGAAAAAAUGAGAAUAAAAAAAAUCUUGCAAAUAAGCACAGGGUCGUGUGUCUAAUGGAGCACGUGGCGAAUAUGAGGACCCAAGAAAAACGACACCCAAGUACACAUUUGUGAAAUUUGAUGGUAGUUUCUGAAAUAACAAAAAAGGGAAAAUCAAGUUGAGUCACACCAAUUCGAUUGACUAUUUCAGUUGAAAAUUGAAAUUACGGGGCGAAAGUUGAGGGGAACAGUUGGAAAUUUGAAAUAUAAUUGUGAAGAGGAACUGAAAGUCACGAGGAGUCUCUCAGAGAGUGCUGACAUUAAAAAUCGAUAUCAACGAUGAAAUUGUUGGUGGGUGAUGAUUGUCAGUUGCAUAAUAUCCCUUCGGAUAUCCCAAACACCUACACUCUUGAGUCAUCACGAGGCUGUUGUCCCCCAAAGGAGUGAGAAUGCAAUUUCACAAAAUGUGACAAUGUGACUAGUGAUAUGUAUACGAGUGUCUCAACAAUUAGGUCCAUUUUACGACGAGAAGAGCAUCCAGUGGGAGAUAAUGUCUCACAUGCUGCGGUCCGGGCUUUUAGAUAUCAAGAAGAGAGGGAGUAAGAAAGGGAGAAAGGCCUGAUCACAUCGUAACUACAUUGCUCGCGUGGGAGUUUCGUGUACAAUCAUUAGGGAAAGAUGGUAUCGGUAUCCUGUAAGUCACCCAGUCACUGGCGCUCAAUCCUUUCUUCGAUUACUCCGGAGGGAACUAAACGAUCAAUUGAUCUGAUCGCACGAUGCAUCCCAGUCCUCCUGACUCACCGCUAUGCCCGUUAAAUUAUUUCAAAUGAAUUCUU
Diachasmimorpha longicaudata is the source of this 1186-nucleotide messenger RNA. RefSeq lists its product as uncharacterized. Bases 1 to 333 code for a protein of 110 amino acids. The record is from RefSeq and is a predicted model, not a curated record. Lineage: Eukaryota; Metazoa; Arthropoda; Insecta; Hymenoptera; Braconidae. The transcript has 2 exons.